Messenger RNA from Lotus japonicus, 765 nucleotides. RefSeq lists its product as uncharacterized. NCBI's taxonomy places the organism in Eukaryota, Viridiplantae, Streptophyta, Magnoliopsida, Fabales, Fabaceae. Bases 1 to 765 code for a protein of 254 amino acids. Gene Ontology annotation, molecular function: RNA-DNA hybrid ribonuclease activity; nucleic acid binding. The transcript has a single exon. The record is from RefSeq and is a predicted model, not a curated record.
AUGGCUAUUUGGUAUGCGUCUCCUCUCUCCCUUAGAGUUGAAAAUUUUCCAUCUUUCCAGGAGUUGUGGCAAACUAUUCUCCAGCAGCAGGAACCAGAGGUGGUGGAGUGGUCCCAGACGUUGGUGUACAACAUUUGGGAUGUGAGGAAUAGGGUGCUCUUUCGGAAUGGACAGUUGGUGGUUGGAGAUGUUAUUGAUCGUGCCGUGGGGAUGUUGGCUCCAGCUUCUCCGGUGGUGCGUGAGGAGCGGGGUGGGACAAAGGCGGUGUGGGGGAGGCCACAUGAAAGGGUGAUUAAGCUAAAUGUUGAUGCUUCUUUCGUGGAUGGCAAGGGGGCGGGGUUGGGGAUGGUUGCUCGCAACCACCUUGGUGAGAUUAUGGUUGCGGCGACCUCUCACCCGAUCCCAGUUCUCCCAUCCCUCUUGACAGAAGCGAGCGGUUUUAGGUGGACUUUGCGAUUGGUGAUGGAGCUUGGUUUCCGGCGUGUUUGUCUAGAGACAGAUUGUCUCCAGUUAUAUCAGUGGUGGCAGAACAGAACUGUGGGGAGAUCUUACUUGGACACCAUUGUUAGUGAUUGUCGUUCUUUAGUUUCAUAUUUUGAUGUCUUUUCUUUGUCAUUUGUUAGACGUUCUAGUAAUUCAGUUGCAGACUUUCUGGCUAAGAACGCUUCCACUUAUGCGGAUUGUGUAUGGGUGAAAGAGGUUCCUGAUGUCGUUUCUGGUUUGGUUGAUUUGGAUGUAAUCGCUUCUAGGCUGGUUAGCCCUUAA